Bufo gargarizans (Asiatic toad) is the source of this 2317-nucleotide messenger RNA. It is a transcript of the gene RBM48, whose product is annotated as RNA binding motif protein 48. Lineage: Eukaryota; Metazoa; Chordata; Amphibia; Anura; Bufonidae. Gene Ontology annotation, molecular function: nucleic acid binding. Bases 325 to 1344 code for a protein of 339 amino acids. The transcript has 6 exons. Gene Ontology annotation, cellular component: nucleoplasm. The record is from RefSeq and is a predicted model, not a curated record.
GUUACAACGAAAACUGGCUCCCCCUGCGAUGUUCUGAAUGGUGGUUGCUUCCUGUCCAAUCAAAUUCGUAGUUCCUAUAUCCGGGUGCUGUGGUCACAGGGGUUCCUAGAGAAUGACUCGCAUGUGACAGGAGAUGUCCCCGCCUCCAAACACCACGGCGGCCAUCUUUCCGAAGGCUGAUAGUUCUACCACCUAAGCAAAUUAGCUUCGGUAAAAUGGUUCCUCGCAGACACCACAGCGAUGCUGUCCUAUGUACCGGUAGUCGGAUGUAGUAGUAGGGAAAACGGCCUCGAGUCGUGGUUUGUUUCCCCCGGGUGAAAAGCGAUGGAUCCUCGUUCUCAACUAGAGGUGCAUCCACACCACGAGCAGCGGAAGAUCUGCGCCUCACGGGCCAAGUACCGCGAUGGACGGAAGCCGAGAGCAGUCAAAGUUUACACCAUUAAUCUGGAAUCUCGGUACUUGCUGGUGCAGGGGGUCCCGGCCAUCGGGGUUAUGAAGGAACUGAUUGAGCAUUUUGCUCUCUAUGGAGCAAUAGAAGAAUACAAUCCCCUGGAUGAGUACCCGGCCGAGCAGUUCACAGAGGUCUAUCUCAUCAAAUUCCAGAGGGUGCAGAGCGCACGAGUCGCCAAACGGAAAUUAGAUGAAUGCAGUUUCUUCGGAGGUGUCCUUCAUGUCUGCUAUGCCCCAGAGUUCGAGAGCGUACAAGAGACCAGAGAAAAGCUUCAAGACAGAAGGCGGUAUGUGGCCCGAGCAACGGCUGAUAGAGACUGUCAAAGUGCAGAACAGAGAAAGGUUGUGCCUGAGAAGUCCCAUUUAUUGUCUGCAUCUGUGGAAUCAAGCUCUCCGGGCACUUCCACUUGGGGCCCCUCUCCGCAGCCUGAUGACUUUUCACCCAUGCUGCCGUCCAUGCCCCCUGAACCUUACCAGGAAUACAGAUCGACUUCUCCCUCAAGCUCUUAUUCCAGAAACCCGCCUUCCGGAGGCAGUGUGCAUCCCCCACCCUGCUGUGGACCAGAGAGAACAGUCAAUCCAGCGCACAACAUUUUGAGGAGUAACCCGACCAGGUUUAUGCCGAGGACUACGCAGCUGCAAGAGAGACAAAAGAGACGGGAGGCAAGCCUGGCACUUUCACUAUCUCUAGCCGACUCUCCAGAGGUUGUACUAGGACCAAGAUUUGCUGAACUGCCAAAAUUAGACCUGGAGGACGAUUCUCUGAACACAUCUGCUAAAUUAAUAAGAGGAAAACUAAACAAGGUUUCUGAAUUCUUUCCACUAACCGCACCAGAGGACAAGGCUGUGGACACUCAAUCUGCACCUCCAGUAAAACAGAGAAGAAGAAUAUGACCCUUGGAGGGAAGAACGUGGGAAAAAAACUUUUGUAUAUUUGAUGUGUCUGGUGUACAAGGAUAUGGGGCUGAGCUGCAAUACCAUACACAGCCUGCGGACGACGGAGGCGCUGCUUCUGCUCCUGUACAUCCCGAGCAAACAACGUGAUCUGACAGAUGGAGCGGAUGUUGAAGGACUGCUGACGUCCACUGAAUGUAAUCAGUGAACGCUGAAGGGAAAUGGAAAACUUGCUCAGCUGCAGGAGGAUUGUCUAGACUGGAUGCAAGUGUAGCAAAACCCCAGCUGUGUUGAAGUAUCAGAUCUGUAUAUAUCACAAAAAUGUUUCCAUUCACUGACCGUAAGCACAGCACACAGGAAUUACAUUAUGAUCAAGUAUGGCUGUUUCCCGCAGUCCCAAAAAGUUUGAUUGGAGUGGCAGUGGUCAUGCUCAGUUGGGUUCCUGGAGGUGAAGGUGAUGUACUGGGGUCCCUCAAUCUAUCAAUGACUGAAGGUCUGUUGGACCCCAACCUGAUAUUUAUCACCUAUCCAAGUGGAUAGGUGAUACAUGUUUUUGGCUGGAGCACCCCUUUAAAUACGGGUACAGUGAAUCACUGAGGAAAGCUGGGUGAUGGCUUCAUAGGGCUUGUAUUGCAGCUUAACCACUUCACUUGAAUGGGGCUGGCAAUACCAGACACAGCCCGCCGAUGAGACGAGGAAAAAGCCUGGGAUUUUUUCCUCCAAUUUCAGACAAUCCCUUUAAUGGCAACUUAGAAAAACAGGUAAGUUCUCCUUUAAAGGGGAUGUCAGUGAUAAGACAAAAGGUCUGAUGUGUUUUGGAAACAGCGCCACCCUUACCCGGGGCCGUGUGUGGUAUUGCAGCCCAGACCGGCCAUAACGGACACAACCUAUGAAAUAGGAGUGGCGCUGUUUCUGGGAAACAGGAAAACUUUUUUCUAAUCUUAAACACUCCCUUUAAAUUCUCGUACAGUUU